AUGGCAUCUCAUCUUCACGUCACGUACGGCACCGGCGACGUCCCCAUUCCUACUCCUCGAGUUAUCAACCCUUCGGCCAACACCAUCCGUCGUGCGAAAACCCUCACUCGCCCAGAGCGCAGUGUAGCCCCAGUACCUCUCAUCAACCCCACGUCCGCCCACUUACCCGCGGGUGCAGCCGUUCGUAAUGAAGAUCAAAACCUCGACGCAUGGCGCAUCUUCUCUCGCGUCAUUACCUUUUGGGCGCCUGCUGCGUUACUGCAGUCCAUCGGGGGGCUUAAGGACAAGCACACGGUACAAGCAUGGAGGGAGAAGAUGGCUCUCUGUUUCAUCAUCGCAGUGUUAUGCGUCAUCGUUGGUUUUAUGACAGUGGGUUUUCAGAAAGUCCUGUGUCCUCAGUCUGCCCAGCAGGGCAGCUACUCAAGGGUGGGCUCCGUUCUCAGUACCCUAGGAGUCCAGGGUUGGCAGUUUAACGUGACGAAGUGGGGCGUCCUGGACGGUGUCAAUCUUACUGCUCUCAUCCAGACACCUGGUCAGGAUAUCACGACCCUCUUCCAGCGCGACGCUGCCAAUUACCCCGCUUGCAACGGUUUGACUUUCCGCGCUGCCGCAGAGAACCCUUGCAACACCGUCACAACUUGCCCCUUGGGCCCUCUCAACACAUCCUCCACGUUCUCCUCUCUCGGCUUUCUCAAGACAAGUUUCCGCGUAGGUUACGACUGGGAUCAAGUAGCUGCCCUGGAAAACUAUCUUGUCAUUGAUGGUGCGGUGCUGAAUAUGAACGCAUAUAUGAAUCUCCAUCCAACGGCCAUCCCUACCGAUGCGCUCGAUGCCGCCAUCCGCUACAUCUUACAGGCGCCCGGUAAUAGUGGCAGAGACGGAACACGGCUGUUCUACUACCGCCCCAACAUCCGUGCUGCGGUACCCUGCAUGAUGCAGCGAUAUUAUGCUGGGAACAUCGACAAAAUCACGCCAGGUUGCUUGAUGUCCCAGCUGGUCCUCUACGCCGGUCUCAUCGUCGUUCUUGGUCUGGUAUUGGUACGCUUUGUAAUGGCUUGUGUGUUCAACUGGUUCCUGUCCGAGAGGUUGGCUGGGCCGCCAGACACCAUGGCUCUCAACCGCCAAGCCAUCAGCCCCGCUGUCAUGCCAGAAGGCGCCAAUAUUUCUAUCGACAACAGAAACGGUACCGCCCCAUGGGCGGGGCCUGGUGGAGGAAAGAGACUCGCAAAGUCUGGCAACAAGUCCGCUCGUUCAUUAACUUCCUCGAACUCGACUCUCAUAAACGCGGAGGCCGGUACGCCCAUCGUGAGUCUUGCGCAGAUCGGUGCAGAACUCUUUGCUGUAUGCUUGGUGACGUGCUACUCGGAAGGCGAGGAUUCGCUCCGGACUACACUCGACUCAAUAUCCCAGACUACGUAUGCCGACGCCCGCAAGCUACUGUUCAUCGUAGCUGACGGAAUGAUUACGGGUGCGGGAGAGAAACGCAGCACGCCGGACACUUGCGUCAGCUUGUUGGAGGCGGACCCACGGUUCGGAAAUCCGGUUCCUAUGAGUUACACUUCAAUUGGUGCAGGGUCGAAGAGUGAAAACAGAGCCAUGGUGUAUGCAGGACAUUAUACCGUUGCUGGUCGUCGGACUCCCACUCUAGUGAUCGUGAAGUGUGGUACUGAGGCGGAAGCUGCAACGGACAAAAAGCCCGGGAACAGAGGAAAGCGUGACAGCCAACUAAUUCUCAUGAACUUUUUCUCCCGUGUCACGUAUAACGAUCGCAUGACACCGUUGGACUUCGACCUCUUUCGCAAGGUCCACGUUCUCAUGGGAGUGACGCCUGACUUCUUCGAAGUUUGUUUGAUGGUUGACGCCGACACGAAAGUCCUCCCGGAUUCCCUCAAGUAUUUGGUGAACUGCAUGCAUCAUGACCAAAUGAUCAUGGGUGUAUGUGGGGAGACACGGAUAGCGAACAAGCGACAGUCAUGGGUGACGGCUAUCCAAGUUUUCGAGUACUUCAUUUCGCAUCACCUCGCCAAGGCCUUCGAAUCCGUGUUCGGUGGUGUGUCAUGUUUGCCUGGCUGUUUCUCCAUGUUUCGACUUAAGGCACGGCGGGCAACUGGAGAUGAUUGGGUGCCCCUCAUCACAAAGCCGGAGAUCGUACAGCAGUAUAGCCAGAGCAUUGUGACGACUUUGCAUCAGAAGAACCUACUGCUUCUGGGAGAAGAUCGGUUCCUAACAACGAUUCUCCUCCGCACAUUCCCUAACCGCAAAAUGAUAUUCCUACCUCAGGCGCGGUGUAGAACGAUUGUCCCGGAUACGUUCAAGGUCUUGCUUUCACAGCGUCGUCGAUGGAUUAACUCCACUGUUCACAACCUAAUGGAACUCGUACUCGUCCGGAACACGUGCGGAACCUUCUGCUUCAGUAUGCAGUUCGCUGUGUUCAUGGAUCUCGUCGGCACCGUCGUUCUACCGAUUGCCAUCUUGCUUACGUACAUGCUCAUCAUCAGCAUGAUCCUCUCGCCACCCCAUACAUUUGAAGAAGCUAUACCCCUAACUCUGCUAUGUUCAGUUUUAGGCCUGCCAGCCGUGCUGAUUCUCAUCACCACAAGAAAAGUGGUGUACGUGGCCUGGAUGUUUAUUUACCUUGCCGCGCUGCCCGUCUGGAAUUUUAUUCUCCCUAUCUAUGCUUUCUGGCACUUCGAUGACUUUUCUUGGGGAGAAACCAGAAAAGUCGAAGGCGAGGCGAAGGGUGAAGGGCAUGGUGAUGGCUACGGUGUCGCCACUGGACCUGCUGUGCCGAUGCGAAGAUGGGAGGACUGGGAGCGCUCGCGGCUUCGGAAGCUACGCCGAGAAGAGAGGCGUCGGAGAGAGCUGGAGCGCAUGCACAGCAAUUACAUAACCGCCAACGGUGACCUUACCCCAGGCAGCGAAAUUCACAGCCAAUAUGACGGCUCCGACACCUAUUCCGUCACGUCGUCCGAUGAUGACCACUGGGGCGCGCAAAUCGGUGGCUACAACGAGGCGAAUGGACCACCACCACCGGUUGGCCUCGUGCCGUUUGGCUUUGAGAGCAAGGAGUCCGUAGCUGGGGCCGACCUGGAGGCCAUGCUUGAAGCCGGCUUUGACGAUGGCAGCUCGUCUACCUCAACACCGCCUCGGACACCGCGAGACGCGCCCCGUUAUCAGCUAUCAGAUCGACCACCACCGCUCAAUGGAAACGGGUAUACACCUCUCUCGAGAUCGACAUCUCCCGGCAUCCCACUACACGAACCGCUCUUGUCUCCGAUCUCUCCCAACAGACCUACGCAGGCCAUGAGCACCGCUGUCGUCGGCGACUACAAGACACACGCGAAGAAACGGAGCGGGGGCCGUCCAGGUCCCCACGAGUAUGGCCCAUUGGGUCCGUUGGAUCCCGGGUCGCGACUGUGA
Molecule: messenger RNA, 3420 nt
Organism: Sparassis crispa
Lineage: Eukaryota; Fungi; Basidiomycota; Agaricomycetes; Polyporales; Sparassidaceae
Product: Chitin synthase 1
Exons: 4
Coding region: 1-3420 (1139 amino acids)
Cellular component (GO): cell septum; cell periphery
Molecular function (GO): chitin synthase activity
Source: RefSeq, a predicted model, not a curated record